AUGGACCUUUCAAAGCCUGCCUUUGCCCGAUCUCAAUGGCACCCUCGAGGCCACAUCGCAAUCUUCCUCCGUACCCUCCACCUCCUCGACCUCAACUUCCUCCCCGACUUCCCUGACAUUUCCGAAUCGACAUUCCACGCAGCCAAAGCACCCGCAAACCUCCAACAGCGCUUCAAAGGCGUCGAAUGGGCCCUGUACCGCCUCUUCGAGCUGUAUGACCCUGGGGAAACGCGUACCACCUUGAAACCUCAUUUCCCGCCCUCGACCCCGAAAGAGUCUCUCAGCCUCCGUGCGGCGCUGUACAAAUCUCUCACGGAGUUGAAGAAAAAUGGCGUGUUGCCAAGAGAAACUGUGCUCAGAAAAACAAUGCUGGACGAAUGCAAGGGCGAGAAGUUUGAGGAAUUGCUUGCGGCGUUCGCGAUGGUCGUGCUGCGGCAGAGGGUGGACGUCGAUCUGAUUACUACAACCGGUCAGGUGAAAGGGAAAAGGUCCAGCUUAGCAGACCGGAGAUGUGACGAGGAACACAUUGUCCCGUUGAUACUGGCGCAUCGGGUCUCGCUGCAGAAAUCGCUGGCAAAGAGGCGGGACCUGCGCGAGAGGGCAGCUACACAGGCGCAAGAGCUGGAGACACAGCGGCAGGAGAUUGCGAGAAGAACACAAAUUGCGUCGCAGAACGACGAGCUUGAGCAGAUGUCCGAGCAAGAGUACGAAGCACUGGUGGGACGGGUCAACCACGCAUUUAAUCAAGGCGGACGGUGCAGACAGUACCGCGAACCAGCCGAUGAUGAAAGUCCUCACAUCAAUGUCAAAGCGUCGAGCCCAUAUCGAGGACCUCAGCCGUCUGCGCGAUUCGUUGCUCACUUCAAGUAG
Exophiala xenobiotica is the source of this 870-nucleotide messenger RNA. RefSeq lists its product as uncharacterized. Lineage: Eukaryota; Fungi; Ascomycota; Eurotiomycetes; Chaetothyriales; Herpotrichiellaceae. The coding region runs from base 1 to 870 and encodes 289 amino acids. The record is from RefSeq and is a predicted model, not a curated record. The transcript is spliced from 2 exons.